Messenger RNA from Sarcophilus harrisii (Tasmanian devil), 5481 nucleotides. It is a transcript of the gene SHANK1, whose product is annotated as SH3 and multiple ankyrin repeat domains 1. Lineage: Eukaryota; Metazoa; Chordata; Mammalia; Dasyuromorphia; Dasyuridae. The record is from RefSeq and is a predicted model, not a curated record. The coding region runs from base 1 to 4770 and encodes 1589 amino acids. The transcript has 13 exons. Gene Ontology annotation, molecular function: synaptic receptor adaptor activity; ionotropic glutamate receptor binding. Gene Ontology annotation, cellular component: postsynaptic membrane; postsynaptic density; dendritic spine.
AUGGCGCCAUUGGCCUUCGCUAAGAACUCGAAACUGUGCUUCCCUGUCUUGCUCUCUGGUCCAGUGCUCAGCAUCGGGGAAGGAGGCUUCUGGGAAGGUCAGGUUAAAGGUCGAGUUGGCUGGUUCCCCUCCGAGUGCCUAGAGGAGGUGGCCAAUCGCUCCCAGGAGGGAAAGCAAGAAAGUCGAAGCGACAAAGCCAAAAGGCUCUUCCGACAUUACACCGUGGGCUCUUAUGACAGCUUUGACGCCCCCAGUGACUACAUCAUUAAGGAGAAGACCGUCCUGCUACAGAAGAAGGACAGUGAGGGGUUCGGUUUUGUGCUGCGGGGGGCCAAGGCGCAGACCCCCAUCGAGGAGUUCACUCCCACCCCAGCGUUCCCUGCCCUUCAGUACCUUGAAUCUGUGGAUGAGGGCGGUGUGGCUUGGAGAGCAGGACUUCGGAUGGGGGACUUCCUCAUCGAGGUGAAUGGACAGAAUGUUGUCAAGGUUGGGCAUCGGCAAGUGGUCAAUAUGAUCCGCCAGGGUGGCAACACCCUGAUGGUGAAGGUGGUGAUGGUCACCCGGCACCCGGACAUGGACGAGGCUGUCCACAAGAAAGUGCCCCAGCAGGCUAAGCGUCUCCCACCCCCCGCCAUCUCGCUGCGGUCUAAGUCCAUGACUUCGGAGCUGGAGGAGAUGGUUUCCCCCUGGAAGAAGAAGAGUGAUUAUGAGCAGGCUCCGAUGCCCAGCGUGGAGAAGAAGAGGACAGUCUAUCAGAUGGCCCUGAACAAACUAGACGAGAUACUGGCGGCUGCCCAGCAGACCAUCAGCGCGAGUGAGGGGCCCGGGCCGGGCGGCCUUCCUUCUCUGGGCAAACACCGAGCCAAGGGCUUCUUCGCCACCGAGUCCAGCUUUGAUCCCCACCACCGAUCCCAGCCUAGUUACGAACGGCCAUCUUACCUGCCCCCCGGACCUGGUCUCAUGCUUCGACAGAAGUCCAUUGGGGCCGCUGAGGAUGACAGGCCGUACCUGACGCCCCCGGCUAUGAAGUUCAGCCGAAGUCUGUCGGUCCCGGGCUCGGAAGAUAUCCCCCCUCCCCCGACGACGUCCCCGCCCGAGCCCCCUUACAGCACCCCGCCAGCCCCGUCCUCCUCUUCCGGCCGACUCACUCCUUCCCCCCGGGCUGGGGCAUUCAACCCAGGGAGCGGAGGCCCUCUGCCUUCCUCCUCCCCCGCCUCUUUUGACGGGCCCACCCUCCCCGACUCCCGGCCUUCGGGCCGAGAUAAGGGUCUCUACCACGCAGGGCCGGGAGUUCUGCCUCCAGCCCACCACCAUCCCCCGCACCAUCACCACCACCAUGCCCCGCCCCCGCCACCCCACCCCCACCACGCUCACCCGCCGCACCCCCCCGAGAUGGAGACCGGGGGCUCCCCGGACGACCCCCCGCCUCGCCUGGCCCUGGGCCCCCAGCCCAGCCUUCGGGGCUGGCGGGGCGGUGGCCCGAGUCCGUCUCCCGGCGGCCCCGGGCCCUCCCCCUCGCACCACGCCGCCGCCGGCGGCGGCGGCGGCGGCGGCGGCGGGGGCUCAUCCCCCGCGCCGGCCCUGCGCUAUUUCCAGCUCCCGCCCAGGGCGGCCAGCGCAGCCAUGUACGUCCCCGCCCGCUCGGGCCGGGGUCGCAAAGGCCCCCUGGUCAAGCAGACCAAGGUGGAAGGGGAGCCCCAGAAGGUCAGCCCGGGGGCGGGCCCAGCCCCGGCGCCCCCGGCGCCAGCCGCCCCGCAGCAGGCGGCCGAGAAGAAUUCCAUCCCCAUCCCCACCAUCAUCAUCAAAGCCCCGUCCACCAGCAGCAGCGGGCGCAGCAGCCAGGGCAGCAGCACGGAGGCCGAGCCCCCGGCCCCGGCCGACGCCGGCCCCUCUCCCGCCUCCCCGGUGCCGGCCCCCUCCCCGGGGCCCCCGUCAUCUCCUCUGCCCGCUCCGCCCUCGCCCAGCGGCCCGGCCACCCUGGACUUCACCAGCCAGUUCGGGGCCGCCCUGGUGGGGGCGGCCCGGCGGGAGGGGGGCUGGCAGAACGAGGCCCGCCGGCGCUCCACCCUCUUCUUGUCCACCGACGCCGGGGACGAGGACGGCGGGGAGGCUGGCCUGGGCGGCUCGGCUGCGCCGGGGCCGCGCCUCCGUCACUCCAAAUCCAUAGACGAGGGCAUGUUCUCGGCCGAGCCCUACCUGCGCCUGGAGGCGGGCGGUGGCGGGGCCUACGGGGCCUACGGGCCCGGCCGAGCCUACGGCGGCGGCGGCGGCGGCGGCGGAGGGGGCGGGGUCAGUGCCUUCACCAGCUUCUUGCCCCCGCGCCCACUAGUCCAUCCGCUCACCGGCAAGGCUCUGGACCCCGCGUCGCCCCUCGGGCUGGCUCUGGCAGCCCGAGAGCGGGCGCUGAAGGAGUCCUCCGAGGGCGGUAGCGGCCUUCCGCAGCCCCCUCCUCGGCCCCCGUCGCCCCGCUAUGAGGCCCCGCUCCCCCCACCCCCGCAUCCCCACCACGCGCACCCCCUACCCCACCACGAGCCAGUGCUGCGCCUCUGGGGCGCCCCGCCCCCCGAGCCAGGGCGGAGGGAGCUAGGCUACCGGCCUGGGCUCGGGAGCCAGGAGAAGCCCCUGCCUGCGAGUCCCCCGGCGGCGCGCCGCUCCCUGCUGCACCGCCUCCCUCCAGGCCCCCCGGGGGUGGGACCCCUGCUGCUCCAGCUGGGGCCCGAGCCCAGCCCGCUCCCACCUGCGGCCAAGAGCUGGCGCGGAGGCGGCGGCCCCGACGACUCGGAGCGCCUCCCCUUGCACGUGCGCUUCCUGGAGAACUGUGAGCCCCGGGGCGGCGGGCGGGGGGUCCCCUCUGAGGACGCGGCCCCGGGGCCCCCGCAGGCCUCCGCCUCGUCCCCCCGGAGCCGGGAGGAGAACGGGCUGCCCCUGCUAGUCCUGCCCCCGCCCGCCCCGUCGGUGGACGUGGAGGAUGGCGAGUUUCUCUUUGCGGAACCGCUGCCCCCGCCCCUGGAGUUCUCCAACAGCUUCGAGAAGCCCGAGUCCCCGCUGACGCCCGGCCCUCCGCCCCCGCUGCCCGACCCGCCUUCCGUAGCCACUGCCACCGCCGCGGCCCCGGCCCCGGGCCCUCCCCCCGCGGCGGCCUCCGGCCCGGCGCUGGAUUCUACCGCGUCCAGCCUGACGUCCUACGACAGCGAGGUGGCCACGCUGACCCAAGGAGCCGCCCCCGGCCCGGGCGACCCCCCCGUUCCCGGGCCCCAAGUUCCCGCGGCGCCCGCCCCCGCAGCCCCCGCGGCCCCUGGCCCGGGCUCGGGUCCUGACCCGCCGCCUGGCACAGACUCGGGCAUCGAGGAGGUGGACAGCCGCAGCAGCAGUGACCACCCUCUGGAGACCAUCAGCAGCGCGUCCACGCUGAGCAGCUUGUCGGCCGAAGGCGGCGGCGGGAGCGGCGGCGGCGGCGGCGGCGGCGUUGGGGGGGGCGGCGGCGGCGGCGGGGGGGGCGGCCCCGAGCUCCUGGACACCUACGUGGCUUAUCUGGACGGCCAGGCUUUCGGGGGAGGGGGCGGGGUCGGCCCGCCCUAUCCCCCGCAGCUGAUGACGCCGUCCAAGCUGCGGGGCCGGGCCCUGCGACCCGGGCCGGGCGGGGGCCUCCGGGAUCCGGCCACCCCCACCAGCCCCACGGUGUCCGUGGCGGGCGCCGACGGCCUGCUGGCCCUGAGCGGCUGCGGAGGCCCCCAGCCGCCGGGCUCCUCCGACACCGACGGGGCGCCAGGCCCCUCGGGAGCGACCUCCCUGCCCCGAAAGCUGCUACCCUGGGAGGAAGGGCCAGGCCCGCCCCCACCUCCCUUGCCCCCGCUGCCCGGACCCCUGUCCCAACCGCCGCCCUCGGCCCUGGCCACGGUCAAGGCGAGCAUCAUCAGUGAGCUGAGCUCCAAGCUGCAGCAGUUUGGGGGCGCCGCGGCCGGCGGGGCCUUGCCCUGGGCCCGAGGAGGCAGUGGGGGAGGUGGAGACAACCACGGAGGCCCCAGCUAUGACCGCACUGCCUCCCUGCAACGGCAAAGGCUGGCGGAUGACCCCCCGUCCUCGCUUCUCUCCAAACCCGUCAGCAGCCUGUUCCAGAACUGGCCCAAGCCGCCGCUGCCACCGCUCCCCUCAGGGUCUGGGGUGACCCCGGCAUCUGGGGGAACCGGCGCCGGGGCGCCCUCGCCGUCCUCAUCUUCAUCCAGCCGCCACCUGCAGGGCGUGGACUUUGAAAUGCGCCCCCCUCUCCUCCGACGCGCCCCCAGCCCUUCCUUGCUGCCCCCCUCGGACCACAAAGUCAGCCCGGCUCCCCGGCCCUCUUCUCUGCCCAUCCUGCCCUCCGGGCCCCUGUAUCCCGGCCUCUUCGACCUCCGAGGCUCGCCCACCGGAGGGGCUGGGGGCGCCUCGGACCCCUUCGCUCCCGUCUUCGUGCCCCCGCACGCGGGGAUGGCGGGGAGCCUGGGCGGGGCGCUGGCCGGGGCCUCCCGCUCGCUGUCGCCCACCCGCCUGCUCUCCUUGCCCCCGGACAAGCCGUUCGGAGCCAAGCCGCUGGGCUUCUGGACCAAGUUCGACGUGGCCGAUUGGCUGGAGUGGUUGGGCCUGGCGGAGCACCGCGCUCGCUUCCUGGACCACGAGAUCGACGGCUCCCACCUGCCCGCCCUGACCAAGGAGGACUACGUGGACCUAGGCGUCACGCGGGUGGGGCACCGAAUGAACAUUGACCGUGCUCUCAAGUUCUUCCUGGAGAGGUGAUGGCCGGCCCACCGAGGACCCUCGGGGAGGGCUCUCGCUCCCGGCCCCGCCCCUCCGGAACGCUGGCCAAAUGUCACGUGACGCUCCCCUCGCCCUCCCCCUCUCCCCCCCCCCCGACCCGGGCUGCCCCCUCGCUUCCCACUCGCUCAAGCGGCCGCCGACAGUCAUCGCACUGGACACGCGCACCUCAGAGGAGGGGCAGCUGGGACUGGACAGUGUUGCCACAGCGUUGGGCGAAAAGGGGGGGGGGCGAGAAACGGGUGGGAGACGCGCGACCCCGCUCCCUCCCGGGGAGAUGGCUGAAGCUGGGAGGAGGGGGGCUGGAGGGACAAGCGAAAGGAGGGAAGAUGUACCCCGACCUCCCCCUCUCCAGGUCCCUGGGAGAGGAGGGAAGAAUAGCAGAGCCAUAGACGGGGAGCCCCAAGGCUAAUCGGAGGAGGGGGGGGCUCCCUGAGCAGCAGGGGAAGGGGGCGAAACAGGGGUCCCCAAUCCCCUCCCCAGGCCCUCGCCUGCCCUCCCCGCCCCCACCCGAGCUCCCAAUUCUCUUCUGCCUUCUCUCCCUCCCAAACUAUCCUGCCUCCCGGCCUCUUGCACGCUCCUUUGCACGCCCGCUCGCCUAUACGCCUCCCCCUUUCCUGGGCUGCUAUUUUGCACAGAUUUGCGCUGUCUCAUGCUUUCUUGCACACUCCCCAAGGCGGUGCUUGCAGGUCC